AUGGAAAAGUGGAAGAGUUUUCAACUGUCGAAGGAAGAGGAGGAAGGGGUGACGAUUGAGGCAGAGGAAGGUGGUGAAGAUGAGAUUUUCCAGCGAACAUUAGCAGGGAAGCUGUGGACUGACAAUAGCUUCAACUCGAGAGCGUUCACUAGCACAAUGAUAAGCGCCUGGAGAUUGAAAAACCCGGUGGAGGUACAAGAGCUGAACAAGAAUCUUUUCCUUUUCAGAUUUGCAUCCAAGCGGGAUCUCGAAGGGGUAUUGAGAAACGGCCCAUGGAGUUUCGACAGGAAUAUUCUGGUGCUGGCUCGAGUUUCAGGAGAUGAGCAACCAUCGGAUCUAAAUAUGCACUUUGGAACUUUCUGGGUGAGAGUCUAUGAAUUACCACUCAAACUCAGAUCGGAAACCAUGGCGAAAAAACUGGGUGGAAUACUGGGAGAGUUCGAAGAGAUGGAUCUUAAGGAGGCCCACCGCAACGGAAGGUUUUUGCGACUCAAGGUGAAAGUGGAUCUGAAACAGCCACUUAAACGGGGAACAGUGGUGAGGUUCAAAGAGAAGAACUUGAGAGUCCAUUUCAAGUAUGAAAGACUGCCAACUUUCUGCUUCAUUUGUGGCCAUGUUGGACAUCAAUUAAAAGAUUGUGAAUCAGUGGGUGAACUCAGUGAAGAAGGUUUUGAGGACCUAGAAGAACAGGAUUUGUCUUAUGGUGCUUGGCUUCGGGCUUCUCCACUACCAAGAACGCAGGAGGAUAGUCAGAGGAGGGGGUCAAAUACUAGCUCUUGUAGCAAAAGUCUUUUCAACAUCUCUUCGGGACAGAGCAGGUGCGAGACAAAGGAGAAGGGGAAGGAGGUAGAGGAAGGGGAAGUCGAACAAGGAGUGGGGAAAGGGAAGGCUAGCGAAGAAAAGAAGGGAGUGCCAUCGAAUAGGAAAGAGGUAGUGGCGGCAGAUGGGAAGAACCUUUUGGAGAUUGAAGCUAUGGCAGAAUCCUUAGGGGCAGUUGAUAUCUCUAAGGUGGGGAAGGAAGACAAGGCUACAAAGAAGAUGGGGGUUGGGAAACGGAAGAAGUGGAUUAGGAAGACCGGCGCUCGGAAAAAUAAUUCUGCUCUGAGUAAGAAAAUGGAGGUAGAAAUGGGGAAAAGAAACUUGAUUGAUGUAAUGGUGAUUGACGGAACUAUUGAGGGGAGGGGAAGUGGAGAGAAAAAACUGAAGGCUGAUGAGGCUCCAAUAGUGAAGAGUUCACAGGGACCAGAGGUGGUGUUGGAAGUCCAACACCGCCUACAACAAUGA
Messenger RNA from Vicia villosa (hairy vetch), 1284 nucleotides. RefSeq lists its product as uncharacterized. The transcript has a single exon. Gene Ontology annotation, molecular function: zinc ion binding; nucleic acid binding. Bases 1 to 1284 code for a protein of 427 amino acids. NCBI's taxonomy places the organism in Eukaryota, Viridiplantae, Streptophyta, Magnoliopsida, Fabales, Fabaceae. The record is from RefSeq and is a predicted model, not a curated record.